UUGAACUGAAAACUCGCGGGGUCUUGGGAUUCGGGGUGCGGCGUGGUGAGGGCGCCCUAGGUUGGCUCAGGAGUAGGGAAUGGGUUUUGUUUCCUUAGCUGUCCAAGCUGCAACUGGCUUACAUGGUUACACGGUUAAAGCAUCAUCCCAGGGAAGGUAUCGUAGGAGAAAAAAACUAACUUGAGGUUCCUGAGGUGGAAAAAAUUGUGCCUCGGCCCUUGGGUCCGGAGAUUCGUGCCUCUUCCAUCCUUUACUUAAAUAAAUAAACCAGAAUCGUUAUAUCUGGUUUAUGGAGAAAAGAAAAUUAAUCCCGUUUGUAGAGUCGAGACUUGUUUGAGGUGGCAGAGUCCUGGGGGAGAUGCCUGCCUCUGGCUUAAGAGGUAGGCAGGUGGGGUGAAAACGGAACCCUGCCAGUGGCACACUUCCCGGUUUCCUGCAGUUUUCUGUUCCGCGUCCUUGCUGUAAGGAAAGAACCUAGAUGCUGAAACCCGUGAAAUUUUGGUGUCAGACCCUAAAAUGCUGUUGCAGAGAGCUAGGGAGUGAGUCAUCAAAAGCCCAGGGAAGAACCUAAGUGGGUUUUAGCUUAGUGGCUAUAACGGGAGGGCACGUCGGUAGGCACUUCAGGGUUAGUUACGUAAAUGAUAUUGAUCCAUGGCAGAUGAAAGCGAUGGGUUGGUACCCUUGGAGACCUCCUUGACUUGAUUUAACUGAUCCGAAAGGCUGCGCGGAGAGAGUAAAUGAGGGCUCAAGGGACUGGGAGUUGUUCCUGCAUCCAACUGGUAGUUAAAGAACAGAAGUUUGGAUAGAGUGUAGAAAGGCGGCCGGAAAGUUUUCAUCAUCUUCCAUGGAACUAGAAGCUCUGGAGACCGAGGAUUUAUGGAUUCGAAAACCAAAAAUGAAGGAUUCGAAAACCAAAAAUGAAGAGACCUCUUUGUCACGGAGUCCAGGUGUCUAAGAAGACAUAUGUAAUACGCUGAUGCUUCCUACCUGAGAGUAUGAUUUGAGUCUGGAUGAAAUGAGAGCUUUGACCUUUCAGAGAGUGGCGUUUGCCGUGGGUCUACCUCUGAUAAAACGUACAAUUCAGGAUCAGGCAGAGAAAACAAAGAAUUUUGUCAGUUGGCGCCUGGUCAUUGGAGAAGUCCUCUCCAUAUCAGACAUGGCCACAGGAGUAAAGUUUGGAAUAAUUUAUUGGCGAUUUGGUGGUGCCACCAGGAAUCUCGGAUGCCCAGCACGUGUAACUCAAUGGCUUCAGUCACUCCAGGAGCAGAAAUACACGGGGAUGUUGGCAGUGACCGAGAAGGGCCACAGGAGCAACGUGAGAGGAAUCCCGACGGGAGCCACCUUUGACCUCUCUGCGCAGGAGUUUGUAAUCGACACGCCAUGCGAAAAUGCUGAGAAGAUGUACUUUGGAAACGCCGUGUGUGGGAAUUAUGCAGCAGUCUUUGCCCAGCUCAUCAUAAACGGAAGAUCUCAAGGUCUACACUGUUUCAUCGUUCCUGUGCACGAUGAAGAUGGAAGCAUGUACCCAGGAGUGACAGCUAUUGAUAUGAUGUAUAAAGAAGGUCUGCAUGGUGUUGAUACCGGGAUUCUGAGGUUUGACAAGGUUCGGAUACCAAGGGAGAACCUGCUGGAUAAGUUUGGUUCUGUGGCUCCAGAUGGGCAGUACCACUCCCCCGUUCAGGACAAGAGUGCAAGAUUCAACGCGACGUUGGCGGUGCUGACCCCUUCGAGACUGGCUGUGACUUUCCAAGCUACACGCUCUAUGAAGCUUGGGUUGACGACAGCCAUUCGCUAUAGACACAGCCAGAGGCAGUUUGGGCCCAAAGCCAAGGAAGAGGUCAAGAUUACUGAGCACCAAAUGCAGACCCUGCGGCUGACGCCUCACCUGGCCACGCCCUUGGCCCUGACCUUCGCCAGCAGGUAUGCCGGCAUCCUUCUGAACGAGGACAUCUUCCGAGGUCAGGAGCUUGUUGGCAGUCGCCCGCUGCAGGUGCUGGUGAUGGGGCUGAAGGCCUACAGUUCCUGGGAGAACAUCGGCUGCCAGCAGGACUGCUGAGAGUGCACCGGAGGCCUGGUUGUGGUUCAGGAACUGCUGGCUCAGUACACCAAGCAGUAUGAAGAAAGACCCAUCUCCAGCCUGCUCCGAAACUGGACGGAAUCAGGGGGUGAUAAGCUGAGAACCAGGUACGUGACCGUUCAGGCUGCCAACGUUGUUGACCCGGUGACGAGCAAGAGGGAGGACUUUUUCAGUGCCUGGAACUCGUGUCUUCACCACGUCACCUGCCUGUCUCUGGCACACAUUCACAGAGUCACUUUAGAGCGGUUCUCCCCGGCCUUGAGGAGGUGUCCUGAAGAGGACCAGGCUUUGUUAAAGAAAUUUUGUCUGCUAUAUGGAACCAAACUGGUGUUGCAGGAGUUAGCCUGGUAUCUAGAACAUAAAUAUUCGGCUCCCCUGGCCAGCAUGAAGAUUAGGCGUCAGUUGCUCUAUUUGUACAACUCACUGAAGGAUGAUGCCCUGAGGGUGAUCUCCGCCUUUAACAUCCCACACACCUCCCUCCACGCACCAAUCGCCGGAAUCGCCAACCCGAUGGCCUCCUGGGCCUUCUACCCAGCAUCGCAGCAUCCCCUGGCCCGGGAAGGAGCGCGGUCUCCGCGGCCCAAGCUGGGAGCCAACUUAUAG
Molecule: messenger RNA, 2680 nt
Organism: Kogia breviceps (pygmy sperm whale)
Lineage: Eukaryota; Metazoa; Chordata; Mammalia; Artiodactyla; Physeteridae
Source: RefSeq, a predicted model, not a curated record